This is a messenger RNA of Penicillium alfredii, 2784 nucleotides long. RefSeq names its product small subunit rRNA maturation protein UTP4 (gene ura7). The coding region runs from base 1 to 2784 and encodes 927 amino acids. Gene Ontology annotation, biological process: maturation of SSU-rRNA from tricistronic rRNA transcript (SSU-rRNA, 5.8S rRNA, LSU-rRNA). The transcript has 4 exons. Lineage: Eukaryota; Fungi; Ascomycota; Eurotiomycetes; Eurotiales; Aspergillaceae. The record is from RefSeq and is a predicted model, not a curated record. Gene Ontology annotation, cellular component: 90S preribosome; small-subunit processome; t-UTP complex. Gene Ontology annotation, molecular function: RNA binding; protein binding.
AUGGAUAUCCACCGCUGCCGUUUCGUGUCCUAUAACCCACAGGCGAUCAAUGCGCUUGCAUUCUCGCACCCUCCAUCCGCAGACCUUGCCGGGCGAGGCGUGCCCACCCUUCGACUUGCGAUCGGCCGUGCCAACGGCGACAUCGAGAUAUGGAACCCGCUGCGCGGCGCAUGGUUCCAGGAGACCGUGCUGCGUGGAGGCAAAGACCGGAGCAUCGAAGGACUCACCUGGACGCUGGACCCCGCCGAGGACGGCCCCGACGGCGCCAAGCUACCGGGCAAACUCCGUUUGUUCAGCAUUGGAUACUCGACCGUGGUCACGGAGUGGGAUCUGGAACAGGGCCGCCCGCUGCGCCAUUCGAGCGGGAACUACGGCGAGAUCUGGUGUUUGGCCGCGCAGCCGCGGUGGCAAGCCACGCGGCGGAGCAAGGAUGGGAAGCUGCAGCCACCGGCCGAGGGCGAGUUCACGGGCCAGCAUCUGGCGGCCGGGUGCGCGGACGGCUCGAUUGUGAUCUUAUCGACGGCCGAUGCCGACCUGAAGUUCCUGCGCUUGGUGCGUCCCUCGACGAAGCGAGCUCGCGUCCUCAGCGUUACCUUCCAGAACCGUCACACUAUUGUCGCCGGUUACGCCGAUAGCUCUAUCCGCCUCUUUGAUAUUCGUACUGGUCAGCAGCUGCGGACGAUCUCGCUUGGAAAGGGUCCAAUGGGUGGCCCGAAGGAGCUUUUGGUCUGGUCGGUCAAGUGUCUGCCGGAUGGAACGAUUGUCUCGGGCGACUCAGCCGGUGAAAUCCGGUUCUGGGAUGCGAAGAACUACUCGCUCAUUCAGCGCAUACAGGGCCACUUGGCCGAUGUGCUUGAUGUGGCUGUCAGCGCCAAUGGAGAUACUGUUGUUAGUGGCGGUGCGGAUCAGAGGACCGUGGUCUACCGCAAGAAAGAGGGCGAAAAGGGUGAUAAGAAAAGUCGAUGGGCAGAGGUUAUGCAUCGACGAUACCAUUCGCACGAUGUCAAGACUUUUGCCGUCUACGAGACUAAAGAUAUCAGCAUCGCCGUGUCUGGAGGUCCCGAUGCCACCCCGAUUGUUUUGCCGCUGCGUGAAUUUGGGAAAGAACACCACCGGAAGCUUUCCAGUCUGCCACAAAUUCCCCAGCUCGCCUCUUCACCUUCAUCCCGGCUGGUGAUGAGCUUCUGGGAUCGAGAGAUUAGCCUUUGGCGGAUCUCUCGCGGACCUACAUCAUUGUAUGAGAACAUUGAAGGCCAGAGGCAUAGAUUGGGCGAAGAGCAUAUCACCUCGGCCAUGUUAUCUGCAGACGGCAAACUCCUCGUUGUCGCCACCACCUCCGAUGUUAAGCUGUUCGCAGUCCGUCGACGAAAGGGUGACGAGAAGGGCGCUCUGCGGAUACAAAAGAUCGACGUCUCUAAAGCUCUCUCCGAGGAAGGCGCGCGUCUUGUGACCAUAUCCCCGGACAGUCGCUGGCUGUGUGUGAUUCGACCCAACAGUGAUGUCUACAUGGCCAAGAUCCAGCCCGCCUCUGUCGCCAGUGAUAAACUCCAAAUAUUGUCGCACCUUCUCAAGCUCAAGAGGGUUGUACGGCACACACGGCAUGAAAAGGCUUCUCACGGGACGUUGGGUGAUUACGAGCGCAUGAUACGCACUGUGGUCUUUUCUGAUGACAGCAAGAUCUUGGCCGCUGGGGAUCUUUCUGGGUGUGUUGACACUUGGGAGCUCAGCACUGCAACCGUAUUCGGUGCUUCGAAUAAGAAGAGCAAGGGAACGGCGGAAUCUGACGACGACUCUUCCGAUGACGAGGACGAGGACGUUGCAAUCGAGGGCGAGCGCUGGCAGAUUGCUGCCGCAGAGUCGCCCAUCCCCCGCACGAAGUCAGGAAUCACCCUGCUGUCAUUCCGUCCGCACAGUUCUCCGAAAAAGGCCCUGAGCAAUGGCGCCGAUCACGCGCACCAGGGUGAGGAUCGACUGAUGGUGCUCACUAGCGAACACCAACUGAUCGAAUUCAAUGCUCUGGAUGGGAAACUGUCCGACUGGUCCCGGCGCAACCCGAAGGCGUAUUUACCUGCAGAAUUCCGGGGCGUGAAAGACCGAGCCAUGGGCUGCAUGUGGGAUCUGUUCGAGGGCCGCGAGCGCCUGUGGUUGUAUGGGACCUCGUGGACCGCCGGCGCCGACGAAGGCAAGGGCUCAGGCCAGCUGGUCAAGGCCUCGAAACGAAAACGCGAUGCUCAGGAAGACGGCGAGACCGAGAACGGACGCAAGAAGCCCAACAGCGGUGCCGGAGACCGCAUCCCGCAAUCCCAGGCGGACAUCCACUUCGGGACCAAGGUCCGCAAGAUUGUCGGAAGCGACGAGUCGCAGGGAGAGUGGAUUUCGCUCGACCAAGAGCGGCCCCGUGUGCCGGGCGAGGACGACGAAGCCUACGAGUACGACGAGGUCUUUGCAGCGACCAACGAAACGAACCUGGCCCGUCUACGCCGUGAGACGGGCGGUACAGGCGAGAACGGUGCUGCUCUGUCAAACGGGACCCCGAAAAAAUCUUUUACCUCUGCCGUCGCUAACGGGCUGUCCGAUACCCCAACGAAGGCACUCGUCCCUGUGACAUCCUCCCAGCCUGCUCGCCGCUGGUGGCACACCUACAAAUACCGUGAUAUCCUCGGUAUCGUGCCCCUCAACACUCUCGCUGAGGAUCCCGCCAGUGGGAACCUCGAGGUGGCUGUGGUCGAGCGGCCCAUGUGGGAUGUCGAGCUACCGGGUCGUUAUGUGAGGGACUAUGAGUGA